This is a messenger RNA of Gadus morhua (Atlantic cod), 1920 nucleotides long. RefSeq names its product H2.0-like homeo box 1 (Drosophila) (gene hlx1). Gene Ontology annotation, biological process: regulation of DNA-templated transcription. The record is from RefSeq and is a predicted model, not a curated record. Bases 375 to 1550 code for a protein of 391 amino acids. Gene Ontology annotation, molecular function: DNA-binding transcription factor activity, RNA polymerase II-specific; sequence-specific DNA binding. Lineage: Eukaryota; Metazoa; Chordata; Actinopteri; Gadiformes; Gadidae. The transcript is spliced from 4 exons.
GAUCAAUCCCUCGUCUGGGGAUCAGAAUGGGUCUUGAGUGUCACGCUCAGUGACAUCUGUGUAGGCUACACAUCAUCUACAUUGCGAGGGAGUGAUAGGCGCGAUACAAAACACUCAUUGGACACCAAGCGACCAAUCAGUGUCAGAGAAACGGGCUCGAAAGUGGAACUACUGCGCCGGGAUCUCAGAGUUGGGAGAACGAAGGUUGGCACUUGAAGAAGAGGACGGACCACUUAAACAGACACUGAUAGCGCGGCACAACCCUCUCGUUCCUCUCUCCCUGUUCCCUCUCGCUCUCGUCUUUUCGCUCAUAUCGUCGUUUCUAUAACGUACACUGAACCGAGGUAAAAAGAAAAAACAAAACAAGCUCAGGGAUGUAUACGGCUGGGCUGAAUCCGUUUUACGCAUCUAAUUUUAGUCUAUGGUCCGCUUAUUGUGCGGGCGGGUUCGCCCUGGAUACGAUGAAGAAGCCCUCGUUUUGCAUCGCAGACAUCUUGCAGGCCGGGCAGGACCCGGAGGGCAUCCCGGGGUCCUCGGCCCUCAUGGUGCACAUGGGACACCGCGCGGCACAGCAGCAGCAGCAGCAGUCCGGCGCCUCGCCGCUGCGCCCCUCUCCCGUGGCGCCCGACUCGUCCAUGUUUGGCGCGCGGGUCAACGCGGCGUCGCAGUACCACAGACACGGACUACAGUUGACCUCCGUCUCGAGGACCUUUAACCACCAUCACGCCCCGCCGCCCUCGAGCAAAGACCUCAAAUUUGGAAUUGAUCGGAUAUUGUCGACGGACUUUGACCCAAAACACAAAGAGCCCACGUCGUUAAGAGAUCUGACAUCUAUUGUUAGCUCAAACCGUCAGUCAGGGAUCCACCACGUCUCCGUUCAGCCUGCGCCGGGCCAGUACUUCUCGUCCCUAGACCCCGGGAUGAACGACGCGUCCUCCAUGAUGAGUUCACUAGGCGGCAGGCAAUCAGGCAACCCGCAUCAGUUUCAGGACACCUUCCCAGGUCCAUAUGCGGUCCUCACAAAAGACACGAUGCCCCAGACGUACAAGCGGAAACGCUCGUGGUCAAGGGCGGUGUUCUCGAACUUGCAGCGAAAGGGACUGGAGAAGAGGUUUGAGAUACAGAAGUACGUCACCAAGCCGGACAGGAAGCAACUGGCCGCGAUGCUGGGCCUGACAGACGCACAGGUCAAGGUGUGGUUCCAGAACCGACGCAUGAAGUGGAGGCACUCCAAAGAGGCCCAGGCGCAGAAGGACAAGGAGAAGGAGCAGACAGACAAGUCGCCCGCGGAGGAGGCCGAGACCAAAGAGCCCGAGGAGUCCGAGUGCGACAGCGAGGCGAGCGAGUCCGAGUUCGAGGAAGGGGAUAAGAGCGACGUGGACAUUUGUGAGCGCAACCAAACGAGCGUGAUUACCGCCGGCAGCGGGCCCGUGAUCAGCGCCGGCAACGGGACCGUGAUCAGCCCCUGCAGCGGGCCCGUGAGUACCGUGGAGAUGGCGCCGGUGGGGGCCGCUGCUGCAGAGACAGGGGCGACACAGAUGUUAAUAUGAAGGAACUAUGUCGUAAUGAGUGUUUGCUUUGUGGACAUUCUCUUGUGUACAUUUGUAUAGGCACAUUUUUGAUGGACAAUUAGAAUUGUUUCGAGACUCAUCUGGGGAGAACCGCCGUAAAACCAGGUUUUUUUUUUAUUGCAAUGAUAUUUUCUCUAUGAUCCUUGACGUGCAUGAUUGUUUUUCCUUUUUUGAGGGGAAAAUAGGACGGUUGUGAAUUUUGUUCGUUUGGAAAACACUUGUUUCACCUUCUUAAAUGUCAGAACAUCACGAGUGUUCAUGCAUAGUGUCUCGACUUGUGUAAGGCCUGCAUAUAUUUUGGUAAUAAUUUGCACUGAAAUAAUGUAAAUAAAAUAUUUCUUACUUUAAA